AUGGCUGAUGUGGAGCGUCAAUAUGCGCUUUCAUUAUUCAAGACUAAAUUGUUAGAGUCAAGAGAAUGGGAGGCCAAGCUUAAGAAUCUACGAUUAGAGAUCAAAGGAUUGCAGAAGGAAUUCGACAAUACAGAAGAAGAUGUCAAGGCUUUACAGAGCGUAGGACAGAUUAUUGGAGAGGUUCUCAAGCAACUUGAUGAAGAGAGAUUUAUUGUUAAGGCUUCAUCGGGCCCUCGAUACGUAGUCGGUUGUAGGUCUAAAGUCGAAAAAGAAUCUUUGAAACAAGGAACCCGCGUAUCGCUCGACAUGACCACUUUAACAAUUAUGCGAAUGUUGCCGCGAGAAGUUGACCCACUCGUCUACAAUAUGUCCUUGGAGGAUCCGGGACAAGUUAGCUUCGGUGGCAUUGGUGGACUGAACGAACAAAUUAGAGAGCUAAGAGAAGUAAUAGGUUUGCCAUUAAAAAAUCCAGAAUUAUUUAUGCGAGUCGGAAUCAAACCUCCCAAGGGUGUACUCCUGUAUGGACCUCCAGGAACAGGUAAAACUUUGCUAGCAAGAGCUGUAGCCAGUAGUCUGGAAACAAAUUUUCUCAAAGUUGUAUCAUCUGCUAUCGUUGACAAGUAUAUCGGUGAAUCGGCACGAUUAAUCAGAGAAAUGUUUGGAUAUGCCAAGGAGCACGAACCAUGCAUAAUAUUCAUGGACGAAAUUGAUGCCAUCGGUGGGCGAAGAUUCUCAGAGGGAACCUCUGCAGACCGAGAAAUUCAACGGACGCUAAUGGAACUUUUAAAUCAACUCGACGGUUUUGACUAUCUUGGGAAGACUAAGAUUAUCAUGGCCACAAAUCGACCAGAUACCCUGGAUCCCGCUCUCCUUCGUGCUGGACGCUUGGAUAGGAAAAUCGAGAUACCUUUACCAAAUGAAGUUGGUCGCCUAGAGAUUCUCAAGAUUCACGCCUCUACUGUGGUUACAGAAGGUGAAAUAGAUUUUGAAAGUGUCGUCAAAAUGAGUGAUGGCUUGAAUGGGGCUGAUUUACGAAACGUUGUUACCGAAGCCGGUCUCUUUGCUAUAAAAGAUUACAGGGACGCUGUCAAACAAGAUGAUUUUAAUAAAGCUGUCCGUAAAGUUGCGGAAUCGAAAAAGCUUGAAGGCAAGCUGGAGUACCAAAAGCUCUAG
This is a messenger RNA of Blumeria graminis f. sp. triticale, 1173 nucleotides long. The record is from the annotation of a GenBank genome assembly. Lineage: Eukaryota; Fungi; Ascomycota; Leotiomycetes; Helotiales; Erysiphaceae.